UGGAUUGUCAUAAUCAGAUAAACAAUGGGACUUUGAAAAAGAUACACUUACAAGGAAUAUUCUCAGAUUAUACGUAGAUCCACGGCACCGGAUGCUAUGAGAUAACGUAAUAUAAUGAAACCAGAAACACCUUGCUGUGAAUUAUUAGAUGACUUGUACUUAGAACCCAUUACGUGGGACAAAACACGAGUACUUCAAAAUUUUAACAGAGCAGGGGAUCAUUCCAUUGAGGGAUGGACUGUUUAAGGGUAAACGCAACGACUUCAAAAUGCUUUGUCCCUUUUUUGUUUCUGUCACUCAUUGCUGGAUGUGCUGCAAGGCCUUUCUAUCCCCUUCCUAGUAAAACAUCCAAUGAAAAUAGACAGCCUAUACAAACCUCACGUCCAUAUAAUAUUGCACAUCGAGGUUCAAAUGGAGAGAUCCCUGAAGAAACUGCUGCUGCAUACAUGAGAGCUAUCGAAGAGGGUGCAGACUUUAUAGAAACAGAUAUCUUAUCAUCCAAAGAUGGUGUUCUUAUAUGUUUUCAUGAUGUCACCCUUGAUGAGACAACUGAUGUCACAAAACACAAAGACUUUGCAAACCGUAAAAGGACCUAUGAGGUUCAAGGGGUAAACACCACAGGCUUUUUUACUGUUGACUUCACUCUAGAAGAAUUAAAGAAGUUACGGGUGAAGCAAAGAUACAUAUUUCGGGAUCAACAGUAUAAUGGAAAGUUUCCGAUUAUUACUUUUGAAGAGUUUAUUUCAAUUGCACUGGAUGCACCAAGAGUUGUCGGAAUCUAUCCUGAGAUUAAAAAUCCAGUGUUUAUCAACCAGAGAGUAAAAUGGCCAGAUGGAAAGAGAUUUGAGGACAAGUUUGUGGAGACACUUAAGAAGUAUGGAUAUAGAGGUUCAUACAUGUCAAAAGAUUGGUUCAAACAACCUCUAUUUAUCCAGUCCUUUGCCCCUACUUCUCUUGUGUACAUAUCAAAUCUGACAGACUCGCCAAAAAUCUUCUUGAUUGAUGAUGUUACGAUUCCGACUCAGGACACUAAUCAGUCAUAUUGGGAAAUUACGUCAGAUGAUUAUCUUGACUUCAUUAAGGAAUAUGUGGUUGGUAUUGGACCCUGGAAAGAUACAGUGGUUCCUGUAAAAGACGAUUAUUUGCAGACACCAACAGAUCUUGUUGCCAGAGCACACAGCCAUAAUCUACAGGUGCAUCCAUACACUUAUCGGGAUGAAAACGUGUUCUUGCACUUCAACUUCCAUCAAGACGCAUACCAGGAAUAUGAUUACUGGCUAACCAAGAUAGGAGUUGACGGACUUUUUACAGACUUCACAGGUAGCCUCCACAAGUUCCAGGAGUGGACCUCUCCUCUCUCUCAAAAUGAUGGCAGCGAUAAGGGUAGUGCAUCUAAAUUAUUGGACAAAAUUGAGUUGUUGAUUACUUCAUAUAAAAAUGGGUAAGACAAUAGAUUGUAUCAUAUCUGUGUCAUCCUAAGUACAGCUUGUAUGCCAAAAAUAUUGGAAUUCCUUCAAUGAAGGUGAUUCAGGUCAUCUGAUACAACUUUUAUGCAUAGCCAAAUUCCACCCCUUGAA
Molecule: messenger RNA, 1577 nt
Organism: Theobroma cacao (cacao)
Lineage: Eukaryota; Viridiplantae; Streptophyta; Magnoliopsida; Malvales; Malvaceae
Gene: GDPD6
Product: PLC-like phosphodiesterases superfamily protein
Biological process (GO): lipid metabolic process
Cellular component (GO): vacuole
Molecular function (GO): glycerophosphodiester phosphodiesterase activity
Source: RefSeq, a predicted model, not a curated record